This is a messenger RNA of Paramecium pentaurelia, 919 nucleotides long. NCBI's taxonomy places the organism in Eukaryota, Ciliophora, Oligohymenophorea, Peniculida, Parameciidae. The record is from the annotation of a GenBank genome assembly.
AAUGUCAUCAACAGGCAACUUAAAUGAUAAAUUUGAUACUAGUUUUGUGUAUCUCUUCAAAUACAUAAUUAUAGGAGAUAUGGGUAAAGAAUGAUAAUAAUAGUUAAGCUGUUGGUAAGAGUUGCCUAUUGAUGCAAUUUAUAGACAAAAGAUUCCGAUCAAAGCAUGAUGUCACUAUAGGAGUUGAAUUUGGAGCUAGAAUCAUUAGAAUUUAAAAUGUUGCUAUUAAAUUGUCUAUAUGGGACACAGUAUCUAAAAUAUUUUUAUUAUUGAGGCAGGUUAAGAGUCUUUUCGAUCAAUUACUAGAUCUUAUUAUCGAUCAUCUGCUGCUGCUAUUAUUGUAUAUGAUAUAACAAAGUAAUCAAUCAAGAUCUAUUCUUAAUUAGGAGAAACUCUUUUGAAAAUGUAGUGAAAUGGCUUGAUGAUGCAAGAGAAAAUGGAAAUAAGCAAAUUACAUUCUUAUUAAUAGGAAAUAAAAAUGAUCUAGAAUAGGAGUAUAUUAAUGUUCUUAAUAUCAAAGACGUCAAGUCUCAUUUGAGGAAGCCAAACAAUUUGCUUAAGACAAUGAAAUUGGAUUUAUGGAAACAAGUGCCAAAACUAAUUAUAAUGUAGACUAAGUAUUAUUCCAUAUUAAUUCAAUUCAAUAGAUGUUUACUAAAUUGGCAGAAAUCAUUCUAUUUAAAAUACAAAAAGGAAUAAUAGACCCUAAAAAUGAAGUUAAUAUCAUUACUAUUAAUAGAGUUUUGGGGUUAGGGUAGGAAGUGAGUAUCAAAAGUAUCUUGCAUCAUAAUCAAAUGAUUCUAAAUAAGAAGAAAAAGAAAAGAAUUAAAAAAUAGAUCCAUAAUUAGAUGGAAAAUAUAUUUAAUUAAAUGAUCCUGCUGUUGAAACCACAAAACAAAAAAAUAAAUCUUGUUGUUGA